Molecule: messenger RNA, 1191 nt
Organism: Adineta steineri
Lineage: Eukaryota; Metazoa; Rotifera; Eurotatoria; Adinetida; Adinetidae
Source: the annotation of a GenBank genome assembly
AUGGCUCGUCAAUAUUCUAAUCGUUCAUUUAUUCCAACUCAUGAAUAUCCUUCAUCAGAUAAUUCAUCUAGACGAUAUCGUCAAUCAUCACAGUCACAGAAUAAUUUUUCUUAUUUUCAAUAUCCACCUCACCGAGAAAUAAAUAAUCAUCAUCAUUCAUCAUUACCUUUUAGUCGUAUUACAGCUUCAGCAACGACACCAAAUUAUCGUUUUGAAAAUCCAUCUGCAGCAUCAUUUACUCGUCAUCCACCAUGGUUUGAUGGUGAUUGGGAAGAUCAUCAUCAUGGAUCAACAUCUCAUCAUAAUAAUAAUCAUAUAAAACGUCAACGUUCAUCAACUACAAAUAAUUCAACAAAUUCUCAAUCAUAUCAUCACCAUCAUCAUCAGCAGCAUCGUCAUCAACAUGAACGAAAACGUUCAAGAAACAAUGAAAAUGAAUAUCAUCCUCAUUAUCAACCAUAUUCAAAUCAUCGAUCUGCUAAUCCUACAUCACAUCAUACUCCUUCAUUUUCACGAUCAAUUAAUAAUGAAUCAUAUAAUCGUUCUGUUCAACCUCAUCAUCAAUCACCACCUGUCGCUACAUCCUAUCGUCAAUCAAUGCCUUCUUCUUCUUCUUCUUCAGCAUCGAAUACUUAUCAUCAUCGAAAUGCAAUGACAUUUGAACCUACAUUAUAUCAUCCUCCAAUAUUUCAUCAAACAUCAAUGUCUACUCAUAUACAUCAACGACCUUCAUCAUCGUUUCUUCUUAAUAAUUUACUUCAUCGUAUUAUUGAUGCACAUGCAGCAUCAUACAAUAAUAAUCAUAUACAAUAUCAUCAUCAUCAUCCUCCAACAUCAGCAUCAAUUGAUUUGAUUGCUUAUGCAUGGAUGUCACCUAGUCAUGAAAUAUUUUCUGUACCAUCUACAUUUAAUAUUCAAUUUAGUGAUAUUUUCGAUUUAAUUAUGCCUGAUGAAACACCAGUUGUUGGUUUAACUGACAGUGAACUUGAACGAUUACCAACAAUAAUUUAUUCAAAAACAUGUAAAAAUAUUAAAAUUGAUGAUAAAUGUGCUGUAUGUUUAAGUGAAUAUAUUAAUGGAGAAGAACUUAAACGUUUACGUUGUAAACAUUACUUUCAUAGUGAAUGUAUCAAUCCAUGGCUCAAGACAUCAACACGAUGCCCGAUCUGUCGAGGUGAACAGACAAAUUAA